UCUAAGAUAGCCCUCCCUCACAAUUAUGGCAAAUUCCUAUUCAGCUAGUAAAAGUGUUCCCAUGAUUUCCAUAAUGCUGCUACUAGUGGUGCUAAUUUCAAGCUUAAAGAAAGCAGAUGCACAAAUUGGAGUAUGUUACGGAAUGUCGGGAAACAACUUGCCACCACCCCAAGAAGUCAUAUCACUCUACAACCAAAACAACAUCCGCCGAAUGCGCCUCUACGCCCCACACCGACCCACUCUCCAAGCCCUCCGCGGCGCCAACAUCGACCUCAUCCUCGGCCUCCCCAACGACGACCUCCAAAGGAUCGCCUCAAGCCAAGCCGAAGCCAACUCUUGGGUCCAAAACAACGUCAGAAACUACAACAACGUCAGGUUCAGAUACAUCGCCGUUGGAAACGAGAUCAAAACCUCCGACUACGCCGCUCAGUUCCUCGUCCCCGCCAUGGAAAAGAUCCAAAACGCGGUCUCUGAGGCAGGUCUGGCCAACCAAAUCAAGGUCUCCACGGCACUCGACACCGGCGUCCUCGGCGAAUCCUACCCUCCGUCAAGAGGCGCGUUUAGGUCGGACUACUCACCGAUCAUUAACCCUUUAGUACGCUUCUUGGUUAACAACAGAUCACCAUUGCUCGUCAACUUGUAUCCUUACUUUAGCUACAUUGGCAACACGAGAGAUAUUCGUCUUGAGUAUGCACUUUUCACGACGCAAGCGGUUGUGGUGCAAGACGGGCAAUUCGGGUAUCGGAAUCUUUUCGAUGCCAUCUUGGAUGCUGUUUAUUCUGCCUUGGAGAAGGCCGGUGGAGGGUCGCUGGAGGUCGUCGUGUCGGAGACCGGUUGGCCGUCCGCGGGCGGGACGGCAACGUCGUUUGAUAACGCGAGGACUUAUGUUAGGAACUUGAUUCCGCAUGUGAAGGGUGGGACUCCGAAGAGGCCAGGAAGGGCUAUUGAGACUUAUGUGUUUGCCACGUUUGAUGAGAAUCAGAAAAGUCCGGAAUAUGAGAAGCAUUGGGGGCUUUUCUUCCCAAACAAACAGUCUAAAUAUGGAAUCAGUUUUAGUUAAGUGAUAAGUGCGCGCGUUUAUGUAAUAAAUAAAUAAAAGCCGGCCGAGCAGAGGCUGACGAAUUAAAUAAGUUAAAGUGCACCUUGUCAUAAGUACGUCUCCUUUUACCAAACAAACAAUCUAAAAUGUGUUGC
Messenger RNA from Morus notabilis, 1194 nucleotides. Its product is annotated as glucan endo-1,3-beta-glucosidase, basic isoform. Gene Ontology annotation, biological process: carbohydrate metabolic process. Gene Ontology annotation, molecular function: hydrolase activity, hydrolyzing O-glycosyl compounds. Gene Ontology annotation, cellular component: cell wall; plasma membrane. The coding region runs from base 26 to 1060 and encodes 344 amino acids. The record is from RefSeq and is a predicted model, not a curated record. The transcript is spliced from 2 exons. NCBI's taxonomy places the organism in Eukaryota, Viridiplantae, Streptophyta, Magnoliopsida, Rosales, Moraceae.